This is a messenger RNA of Pseudoliparis swirei, 1755 nucleotides long. RefSeq names its product ATPase H+ transporting accessory protein 2 (gene atp6ap2). Gene Ontology annotation, molecular function: signaling receptor activity. Lineage: Eukaryota; Metazoa; Chordata; Actinopteri; Perciformes; Liparidae. The record is from RefSeq and is a predicted model, not a curated record. The transcript is spliced from 9 exons. The coding region runs from base 7 to 1092 and encodes 361 amino acids. Gene Ontology annotation, cellular component: external side of plasma membrane; membrane. Gene Ontology annotation, biological process: positive regulation of Wnt signaling pathway.
AGAAAGAUGUCGCUGACAGACAGAAAGAUGGAGGCUGUACUCUCCGCGGCGGUUGCCCUCUGUUUCCUGCUCACACCCGGUGUGCAUGGAGACAGCUUAACGAUUCUGCAGUCUCCAGAGUUUGUGUCCUUCCAGAAAGGAGACUGGCCCGUCUCUGGGGAGAAGAUCCCUGACCUGGUGGCUCUGACCAUGGGCUUCUCCGUUCAAGAGGACCUGUCGUGGCCGGGCCUUCAGGCCGGCCCGUUGUUCCAGCGUCCCCGCGCCAACGUCCUGGUGGUGGUGAGGGGCGUGGACAGCCUGGCGCUGCCCCACAGCGUGGCCUCCUACCCCCUGGAGAACCCGGUACCCUUCACCUUGGAUAGCGUUGCAGAGACGAUUCACUCUCUUUUUGCCGAGGACACCCCUGUGGUGCUGCAGCUGGCCCUCAGUGAGGAGAGGUUGUACAUGCUGGGCAAGGCCAACGCUGUGUUCGAGGACCUCCCCGUCACCCUGCAGCAGAUCCGUGCCCGUCUGUCCCAGGACGGCUCUGUGCUGUCCUCCCUGCCACUCAACUCCCUCAGCAGGAAUGCAGAGGCUGAUUUGCUCUUCCUGUCUGAGGUCCAGGUCCUGCACGACAUCACAGCUCUGCUGCAGAGACACAGACACCUGGCGAAGGACCACUCGCCUGACCUGUAUUCUCUGGAGCUGUCUGGUCUGGAGGAGCUCAGCCGGCUCUACGGCCACGACUCCCCCCAGUACCGCGACGCCACCGCCAUCCUCGCCUCCGUCCUGCAGAAAUUUGGAGAGGAUGUGUAUGGUCUCUAUGGCAACAGCGCCGUGGUGGAGGUCGUCACGGUGAAGACCUUCCAGGCUCCUUUGACCAGGAGGUCCCGAUCGAUCCUGGAGUCCAAACAGAUCAGCAACCCCGGCAACCCUUACAACCUGGCCUACAAGUACAACUUCCAGUACGCCGUGAUCUUCAACAUCGUGCUGUGGCUGAUGAUCGCUCUGGCGCUCGCCGUCAUCGUCGUGUCCUACAACCUGUGGAACAUGGACCCGGGCUACGACAGCAUCAUCUACAGGAUGACCAACCAGAAGAUCCGGACGGACUAAGUCCUCCGCGUGUCCCUCUGGAUCCCUCUCGUGAAUGUUUGUGUUUUGUGUGAGGUCUCGUUUAGUGGGGGGGGGGACAAACUGUGACAGCUUGAUGGGAGGAAGUGGCGUAAUGCUGAGUCACCUCUUUGUUUACAUAGCUGGCAGGAUUACGGGAAAAAUAAAUCCACUUUUCAUUAGUGGUUACAUGAAGCGGUUUGAUAUCCUCCACUGAUAUAUACGCCGAAGCAUUCAGACUUCCUCCCUUCAACCCCGGCUCACAUCAUUCCUUAAGACUUAAACUCCUCACCAACUACGUUUCAUUUGUUUCCCCGGUGAUUGCAACUGUAUUUUUAUUGUAAAAAUAAUAUUGUAAUAUGAAAGAAUGAGUCUGGUUCGUGUGUGAAAUUGCCGUGCUGGUCUUGCCGUGUGAAAUGUUUUAAGUUAAAUAAAGUCUGUGUAUAUAUUGAAUAUACAAAUGCAACUAAGAGAAAAGUUCUGCGCUCUUAAUGUGAAAUCAUUUGGGCAGUGUUUAGUCCCCGCUGGGUUUUCACCAAACGCUGAAUACAUAUUGGAUUCCAUGAAUAGUUGAUCAUUGUGUAGUUAGGAUUGGACAAGAAUAAAUGAGGCUCUGUAAAUUGCAAUAAUAUGCUUGACAAUAAAUUAUUAAAUGUAUCACCCCGA